Magnolia sinica is the source of this 2840-nucleotide messenger RNA. Its product is annotated as cullin-1-like. Bases 87 to 2315 code for a protein of 742 amino acids. The transcript is spliced from 18 exons. The record is from RefSeq and is a predicted model, not a curated record. Gene Ontology annotation, biological process: protein ubiquitination; ubiquitin-dependent protein catabolic process. Gene Ontology annotation, cellular component: cullin-RING ubiquitin ligase complex. NCBI's taxonomy places the organism in Eukaryota, Viridiplantae, Streptophyta, Magnoliopsida, Magnoliales, Magnoliaceae. Gene Ontology annotation, molecular function: ubiquitin protein ligase binding.
GCUAUAGCAUGGCAUUUCUAAUUUUAUUUUAUUUUUGGAAAUUUUGAAUCCAGUUGGACGAUUUGCUGAAACAGACUACUAACAGAAUGAUGAAGAAGUCCAUUGAUAGAAAAAUAGAAUGGAGUUUCAUAGACGAGGGAAUAAGCAAGGUAUAUAAGAUUCUCGAUGGUGAAUACGAAAACCCAUUCACUCCAGUAGAAUAUAGUAAUCUCUAUACAAAAGUUUACGAUCUUUGCACCCAGAAAGCUCCGUUCGACCAUACACCUCAAGUCUACGACAAAUACAAGGAAGCAUUCGUCGAAUACAUUAAGUCGACAGUAUUACCGUCAUUGAAAGAGAAACAUGGCAUGUUCAUGUUGAGAGAUCUUGUGAGAAGGUGGAGCGAUCACAAAGUUCUAAUCAAAUGGCUUUCACGUAUCUUUAGUUAUCUUGAACGAUAUUACAUUCCACGGCAUAAUAAGCCCGAAUUUUAUGAAGCAGGUGUCACAUGCUUCCGUGAUUUGGUCCACAAUGAGCUAAAGGGUAGAGUUAAAGAUGAACUGCUUGUUUUGAUUGAUCGAGAGCGUGAAGGAGAGCAGAUCGAUCGGUCAUUAAUAAAGAAGGUUGUGGAUGUCUUCGUAGAAGCUGGGAAGGGUGGAAAUAUGGAAUUAUAUGAAGAUGACUUAGAGGCACACAUGCUUGAUAGUUCAGCUAAUUACUAUGCCCAACAGGCUUCAGAGCAUAUUAAUGCAGAUUCCUGCCCGCAAUACAUGUUGAUGGUUGAGAAGUACUUUAAAAGAGAGAAAGAUAUGGCCUCCUGUUGCUUACCUUCAAGUAGUGAGCCGAAGCUGUUGGAGAGAGUGCAAGAUGAGAUGCUAUUCAAAUAUAUGAACCAACUGCUUGAAAAGGAACAUACAGGAUUGCGUGCAUUGCUCCGAGAUGAUGAGGUGGAUCAUCUUUCAAGGGUGUAUAGGCUCUUUUCUAAGAUAGAUGAAGGCCUCAAGCUGGUGUCUGAGAUGUAUAAAAAGCAUGUAACUGAAGAAGGUCUAGCCUUGGUCAAAUCUGCAGAUGAUGCAAUAAGCGAAAAGGCAGAGAAAAAAGACAAAGUCGGAUCGCAGGAUCAGUUUUUUGUAAGAAACCUUAUUGCACUUCACGACAGGUACAUGGGCUAUGUGAAAAACAAUUUUAUGAGCCAUUCACUCUUCCACAAGGCACUCAAAGAAGCUUUUGAAGUCUUUUGCAAUAAGGAUGCUGGGAGCAUGACUGCUCCAGAAUUACUAUCGACUUUUGUUGACAAUAUCCUUAAGAAGGGUGGUGGAGGUGAGAAGCUAAGUGACGAUGCUAUUGAUGAGAUGCUUGACAAGGUUGUGGGAUUGCUUUUCUAUAUCCACAACAAAGAUCUCUUUGCUGAGUUCUGCAGGAAAAAGCUUGUUCGUAGGCUGCUGUCAGAUAGGAGCUCGAGUGUUGACCACGAACGAAGCCUUUUAACUAAGCUAAAGCAACAGUGGGGUGGCCAAUUUACGUCGAAGAUGAAAGGAAUGGUCACGGAUUUGACAUUAGCAAGGGAGAAUCAACAGAAUUUUGAGAGUUACCUUCAGGAGAACCCACAGGAAAAUGCAGGGAUCAACUUGACCGUCACCGUGCUAACUACUGGAUUCUGGCCCAGUUACAAGCCAUCUGAUCUCAACCUUCCAUCAGAGAUGAUACAUGGUGUUGAGGUUUUCAAGAAGUACUUUGAAACCAAAACACCGAAAAGAAAGUUGAUGUGGAUCUCCUCGAUGGGUACUUGCAUCUUAACCGGCAGGUUCAAUAGGAAUCCAAUUGAUCUAGUUGUAACUACAUAUCAGGCUGCAAUUCUGUUACUCUUCAAUGCUUCAGAAAAAUUAAGUUACCAAGAGAUUAUGUUACAGCUAAAUCUGACAGACGAUGAUGUGACUAGGUUGCUGCAUUCACUGUCAUGCUCGAAAUACAAAAUUCUAAACAAAGAGCCGAAUAAUAAAACUCUCUCCAAAAAUGACACCUUUGAAUUCAAUUCCACGUUUACUGACAAGAUGAGGAGGAUCAAGGUUCCUCCCCCUCCUACGGAUGAGAAGCAGAAGGUGAUGGAAGAUGUCGACAAAGAUCGGCGAUAUACGAUUGAUGCAGCAGUUGUUCGUAUCAUGAAGACCAGAAAAGCCUUGAACUUUCAGCAGCUCGUGAUAGAAUGUGUGCAACAACUCAGCCAUAUGUUCAAGCCCGAUCCUAAGUUGAUUAAGAAGCAGAUAGAAGAUCUUAUACAGAGGAAUUUCUUGGAGAGGGAUCAAGAGAAUGGCAACAUGAUCAAAUACAUUGCUUGAUAAGCUUCCAAGCAUGGCCUAUGUUAUUUGGGCACUCCAAAAUGGGUGCUACAUACAAAAAUAGUGAUUGUAUACUGCAAAGUACACGGAGGACUGAUGAGUUAUUCAAGUUCCAGUAAUCCCAAUGCCUGGUUACUGUAAUUGCUAGCAGUUGUAAUUUCUUUCUUUGGCAUUUUUAUUUAUUUAUUUAUUUUUUUGAGGGUUCUUUGGCAUAGGUAUUGUGAUUCCUAGAAACUAUAAUGCCUAUGUUUGGUUGGGUUACAAGUUGGAAAGCAUUUUAUUAUUUUAAUUUUUUUUAAACGAUCAGCAUUUUAUUGAGAAAGGCCAAAGGUCAAAGAAUAGAGAGAAAUCAUUUUUAGUUUACUAAUUUAAGAAUUGUUCAAGUUAAAUGAAAAAGUGUGGCCCAUUCUAUAAUCUAAUCAGCUAUAACUCUCAAAUAUAAAUUGUGUACCAUCCAAUCGAAUUGAUGAGGGGAUGUUUUUGCUGCCCAAGUAAGAAACAUGUGCACAUGGGUGAUCCACAAUG